Molecule: messenger RNA, 2272 nt
Organism: Hylaeus volcanicus
Lineage: Eukaryota; Metazoa; Arthropoda; Insecta; Hymenoptera; Colletidae
Product: dystrophin-related protein 2-like
Exons: 12
Coding region: 335-2254 (639 amino acids)
Biological process (GO): synaptic signaling
Cellular component (GO): plasma membrane
Molecular function (GO): zinc ion binding
Source: RefSeq, a predicted model, not a curated record
UCAAUAAACUUUCGAAAGAGUCGGUAGUCUUUGAUUUUCAUUAUCCAUGAUUGAGGUGUGAUUAUAUUAUUUUGUUUACAUGCAUCACCAUUUAAAUUGUAAAAUUACGUUGCAAUGACAGAGAAUUCUACAGGCUUGUACUUUUUCAUGAGAAUGUUUGAAAGUAUGACUAUUUUAAUUAAGCUUAAUGUCCCUUCACCAAAAGACUGAAUAUACUGUUUAUAAUGUCAGUUGGAACUAACUUAAUUUAACUUCUUUGAUAUAAAUUGUUUCCUUCCAAUUGUUAUAAGAACGUAAGAAAUUAGUAACUACGUAGGAUAAAAAAUAUUUAGAGAUGCAAAGUGUAAUGCAAUCAAUAAAUGAAUGCAAUGCCAUUCGGUAUACAUCUUACAGAACUGCAGCAAAAAUGCAGAUCUUGCAUAAAGAACUUAGUAUGCAAUACAUUCAAUUGGAAUUAAUUGCUGGAGUCUUCGAACGCCAUAGACUUUCAAUUACAGAAAAUUGCGUGAAUUUGGAUCCAAGCGAAAUUGAAGAUGUUCUUUCUGAUAUCUAUUUUGCAGCUUGUAAAGAAAAUAAUAUUAAUUUUGAUAUCGAGUCUGCAACAAAACUUGCUGUGAAUUACAUUCUAACUGCAUUCGAUAAACAAUGCACUCUGAGUGUUUCUGUAUUUUCUGUGAAAAUUGCUUUAAUACUAAUGUGCUCUGGAAGAUUACAAGAAAAAUACGGAUAUCUCUACCAACAAUUAGCUGACCACAAUGCGUGCUUAUCUAAAGCUAGUUUGCAUACAUUGUUAACAAAUAUUUGCAAAAUCACAGAAAUGCUUGGAGAAAGCGCAGCGUAUGGAUAUCAAAACAUUCAAUCGCACAUCGAUAGUUGUUUCUCAAAGUCUCAGGGAUGUCUUGGAGUUACCGAAUCUGAGUUUGCGGCUUGGAUUAUGCAAGAACCUCCUUUGCUUGUUUGGAUAACGACAUUUAAUCGUAUAAAAUCUGCGGAACAUAUUAUACAUAAUGUUAGAUGCUCCUCUUGUAAAGCAACAUCCAUUCAGGGACCACGGUACACGUGCUUAAAAUGUACAGCGUAUCAUCAAUGUCAACAGUGCUUUUUGUAUAGUAAAAUCUCAGGAAAACACAAGUUGAAGCAUCCGGUUCGCGAGUUUUGUACCAAGACUUCAAAUCGGGAAGUAACGAAGUUAGUUAUCGAGUUAAUAAGGAACAAAUUGAGAUUGUGCCCUGCCAGGUCAAUUGAAAUGAAUGUUGAGGAUCAAACACCACACAUAUUCAGCAAUGAAGUACCACACAUUGACAACGAAUCAUUAAGAGGUACGAUGAAGAAGCGAGUUCUAAGUGAUCCACAGAAGGAAUUGCAAAGUAUAAUUACUCAUUUAGAAGAAGAAAAUAAACAGUUACAAAUCGAAUUACUCGACAUACAGGGUACUAGAGCGGAAAGACUUCAGCGUCAUAGAGCUACUAUUGAAUCACAAUUACAACGCCUAAAAUUAUUAAAAAAGUAUUUGUUCGCCGAUAGAAGCCACACGCCUCAAGUAAUGAAUCAUAUGCAGAGUACACCUAUGGUCCCACCUUUAACAUCGAGACUAGCAGCGUUACCUAUAAAUUUCGAAUUAAGUCCAAUUAUCCGUCAAGAAACUAUCGAACAAAUCUCGAAUUCGAACAAUACGGACGUGCUGCAAACAAAUAAUUUUAAUCCAGCGUUAUCUGUGGAAUGUGUUACCGAAGAAAACCACGAUGUUAUUUGCGCUGCAGAAGCGUCUACUAGCUCGAGUUUCGGUAAUACGCUGGAACCUACUCGUAUAGAACUGAGUACAUGGAUCGGAGGGACACAGAGAUCCGAAAUAAAUCCCACUGAUAGUGGUUUUUCUCAGUGGCUGGGCUCUAGCGAUUCGGGGUGCAAGAAAGAUAACUAUUCUAUAAAAACUAUGACAGCCAGCGCUGAAAACGAAUCGCCAUUAAUAAUUUCUGAAUCUAUCAUGGGCAUUCAGAGGGAUAAUACUCCGUCUUCUCUCCAAAGGCCUGAUAAACAUUCCCAACAUAGUAGCUUACAAAACAUUCAAGGAGAUUUAAAUGAUAUACUAGAUAGAUUACAAAAUAUGGUUGCAGACGACUGUUUACUCGAUGAUUCUUACGUUGCUAACGAUAAUUGUAAAUUGAAACGUGCUACAACGGAAAUGGAAGAUUUAUUAACGGGACUCAUUCAGGGUAUGGAGUCUCGUAAAAGUAAGCUUACUACUAUUGUGUGACGAAUUUCUGAAUCACAA